Messenger RNA from Aplosporella prunicola CBS 121167, 3012 nucleotides. RefSeq lists its product as uncharacterized. Bases 1 to 3012 code for a protein of 1003 amino acids. NCBI's taxonomy places the organism in Eukaryota, Fungi, Ascomycota, Dothideomycetes, Botryosphaeriales, Aplosporellaceae. The record is from RefSeq and is a predicted model, not a curated record. The transcript has 3 exons.
AUGGCUUCUAUAGGCAAACUCGUUAAUGCGUUGGUGCAUGGAAGCCAAGAGGCGACCCUCGCACUUGCCAACAUCAACUUUGAUUUCUCUCUCGUCAAGUUGGAAGCUCCUGCAGAAUUUCAUGGAUUGGGCGCUGCACUGACGCAACGCCGCAAAGCAGUAGCUGAAACCGGGGCGAGCCACGUGACGGCACGGAAGUUGGGCGCUCUUUUCGACUCCUGCCUUCCGUCGACGCCGAAGCUUAUACAAGCUUAUGGCAACAGAGUAUCCGAAGUUGCCAAGGACCCACGUUUUGGGUCAGAAGCUACGGCUGCAAAAGGAAUUUUUGCUGAUUAUGUCGGUAUCGACGGUACGAGCAUUUGGGCGGCUGCCACCUCGGGUAGCACUUCUAUUGCCGUCCACCUUCUCGCAUGCAUAUUAGCUAGGUUGUGGACUACCUCUGAAGCAACUUCAAUAUGGGUGGAGCUUGUUCAGGAAAGGAAGAAAGAGCUUGGGGACCUAAAUUCAUCAGAACCUCUUCAUCUGUCGACAUUGACAGCAGCGCAUAUAGACAUAUCCCGCGACCAUCUGGCAGAAUGGGACAACAGCGCCAGGGCUUGGCUUCGAGCAGCGGACGAAGCGAAAUCUCUCCAACAGAAGCAGCUAACGCUCAUUGUCGAGAACCUCACAGUCCCUAUCUCUAGCCACAAAACUGGUACUUACAAAAGUGUUUUGCAUGUAUGGAAAAAUGCACUGCGCUUGAUGGAGAAUGUUCUGUGUGGCAUGCCGCAAGCAGUCGAGGAUGGUGCUCUGCUGCUGGGUCUCGCCUGUUGGCAUAUUUAUCCUGAUCUGAAUCUCCACGGCAACCUUAAAGUUGAACAGCAUGACAACCUCGUUCCGAAAGGUGUUUUCAUCACCGUUGGCUUAGAAACUUCUCCCGCACAACAUGUGGGCGGGGUCAUCUGGUCGCUUCCCCUAGCGCAUUACCGCUAUUAUGGCUCCCCCAAGUCCUCGACACGUACCUUGUGCAAUGACACUGAACGUGUAAGCUUUGAGGGAUUCCUACAGGUAGCGUUAGGAGCAUAUCUACACAAUUGGCCAGACGCUCUUGCCAAGUUGGAAGAAUACGCACAGUUUCUGGUUGAAUUCUCGGCCUACUUGGAUGUUCUAGGAGACGAAACUUUUUCUCAAACAAAGGAUUGUUCUGCCGGAGAAUCACCACAAAGAAAUGACUGGCUUCAAGUCCUUGCUCAAGCUUCCCAGAAACUGCUCGACUCAAAAGGUGUGGACCGUGCCAUGUGCCUACGGCUUGCAAAAUUAGGUCAGCGAAGGGCUAAGGACCUCCUCGGCCGCACACUCCCAAUGUUUGGGCUUACGGAAAUGGAAAUUCUUCUGUCUCUCUUGUCACAUAGAGAGGACAAAAUUGCACUACUACGUCGGAUUGCGAGCAGACUUGCCUCCAAAACAAAUGCUGGGCCCAACGAUAUUUACAUUUCAUACGAUGCGCCUCGACUUGAACAGUUCACUGCGGCAUGGGGCAAUAUAGAAGCCGAAGGAUACGAAUUGGAAGAAACACGCGGCCCAGUCCCCGUAUACUUGACUGCGAUUCCGAUUUUAGAACCAACAAAGAAAAGAAACAACUCAGGUACAGUGCUAUCCAAUAGCUACCAUCAAAGGUGGAUAGCGCCCAUACAUGCAACCCACCGCAUGGAAGCGACCAAGCACUUUGAGGAUGUUCAGAAGAAAAGAAAUGAGAGAACCUCUAGCGAUCCUACUGAAGAAUAUAUAAUCGACCAAACUGCCCCAAUUGGCCUUCAAUCAAUCGGACCUGAUCGAUUCGCUAUAACGUCCGGAACGAAUGGCCUCGACCUGUUUAUAAGCCCUCAAAUCCAGGAAAACAUGGAACCCUCCCGUUUAAAAGCUCAGAAAGAAGAUAUUUCAUGGGCUCUUUCAACCAAUGCCCUUGACGUACAGAAACUGGUCCGAUACAUCAGUCUUGAAAGUCAGUUCUCGAAUGAGGUUGGACUGAGCUUGGAAUGGAGCGGUUUAGAGUGGGACGAAGAAUACCAUAACUCGAUGCGGUCACUCAGUACCAUUGCUUCGAUUUACAAAAAUUUCGAGAACGCUACUGUAGCUCUCAAGGGGAUCUCUCGUCCUCUUUCGAGCUUAUAUUGGCACAAAUCCUGUGUGGAAAAAGAGGAUGAUGAUCCCUUCACUAGGCCGUCUCCUAGCGGAUUCUCUGCAUUCAAACUUACAAGAAAAGAAGCAUUUGCAUUGCUUAUUAGUAUGGAAACGGGCGAGGUAAACCUAAGGCCAGAAAGCCUUGACCAUGUCAUGGCCAUGUCUUCGGGCGACUCUCUUUUUGUUUCGAGGUUGAUCCUCUCGGACCCGGAAGAAGUUCCAGACAAGACAAAGCCUAUCAUCCAACGUAUUAGGGGCAACAUUGGCAAGGCGGGCAUUGCAAUGCUCGUAUCCCCUUCUGAUCCUCUGAUCAAAUCAGUAGGCAGUUCGGAUUGGAGACUUAUCAACCACAAUCAAUUUGAUGGGUGUCUGACGGAUUCGUUUUCAGACACAUCACUUCACCUCUCCUUCACUGACUACAAAAUGCCCAUUGACACUGGAGUAUAUGGCUCCAGAGACGCAGAGAUAUUUCUCAUGGAGGCAAUCGUCUCAGUUCAUGACCGCGGUGCAUGGAUAGCCGAUUUGGACAUCAUCAAGGCCUCGGAGAAACUGUACCACGCCUUGGAGCAACCGUGGCACAUCAACCGAACUUGCGAACAUGAUAAUGGAUAUCAUAACAGACGGCUCAACGCUAUCGCGAUCGAUAACUGGGAUGAAUUCCUCGAUAAACCUGAAUCCUUAUGUAUCGUACGAGCAUGGGGGAACUGGGUUGCAAGGCUGUCAGCUGCAACUAUCAGUGCUCAGCGCUCAGACAAACACUGUCGUACAGUUAUUGUUCCGAGAUCAGAGAAAAUUUGCUGGGAGUGUAUCAUGCAAUUCGCAGAUAAUGAACAGGGCGUUCUGAUUUGUUGA